Molecule: messenger RNA, 1328 nt
Organism: Stereum hirsutum FP-91666 SS1
Lineage: Eukaryota; Fungi; Basidiomycota; Agaricomycetes; Russulales; Stereaceae
Product: xylitol dehydrogenase
Exons: 11
Coding region: 35-1162 (375 amino acids)
Biological process (GO): D-sorbitol catabolic process
Molecular function (GO): zinc ion binding; L-iditol 2-dehydrogenase (NAD+) activity
Source: RefSeq, a predicted model, not a curated record
GUGAACACUCCAUCUCUACCCCACAACAUUAACAAUGUCUGAUAAUCCAUCGUUCAUUCUCCAGGCUGUUGAGAAGGUUACCUUCGAAGAACGUCCCAUCCCUGAGAUUGGAGACGAUGAAGUCUUGGUCGAGGUGAAGAAGACAGGAAUCUGUGGCUCCGAUGUGCAUUAUCUUGUCCAUGGCCGCAUUGGCGACUUCAUUGUUGACAAUCCUAUGGUUCUGGGUCAUGAGUCAUCUGGUGUCAUCAACAAAGUGGGAUCGAAGGUGAAGUCCCUCAAAAAGGGGGAUAGGGUCGCUAUGGAGCCUGGAGCCUCGUGUCGGUCAUGCGAAGAUUGCAAACGUGGAAAGUACCAUCUCUGUGAAGAAAUGAAAUUCGCGGCCACCCCACCCUACGACGGCACUCUUGCACGCUACUACCGACUCCCGGCCGAUCUCUGCUAUGCACUUCCCGACAAUAUGACUUUGGAGGACGGCGCAAUGAUGGAGCCCUUAUCGGUCGCGGUCCAUUCGGUUUCAACGUUGGCUGACUUCAAGCCUAACCAAUCCAUCGCCGUCUUUGGCUGCGGCCCAGUCGGAAUUCUCUGCAUGGCAGUGGCCAAGGCAUUUGGUGCUCGUCGUAUUGUUGCUGUGGACAUCGUACAAAGCCGCCUCGACUUCGCAAAGUCGUACGCUGCAACGGAUGUCUACCUGCCGCCUGCCCCAGAGCCAGGGGAAUCAAAGAUGGUGUACUCAAAGAGGAACGCCGCCCUGAUGAAGGAGAAGCUUGGGAUCACUGAACGAGGGGCAAAGUCUAUCGACCUGGUCAUCGAUGCCAGUGGAGCCGAGGUCUCCAUUCAAACCGGCUUCUGCAUUGGCAAGACCGGAGGCACAUUUGUACAGGUUGGAAUGGGCGCCUCUGACAUCCAGAUUCCCGUUUCGAUGCUCAUGGCCAAGGAGAUGACUUACAAGGGCUCGUUCCGUUAUGGGCCCGGAGACUACAAAUUGGCCAUCGCGCUCGCCGCCCAGGGAAAACUCGACCUCAAGCCUCUGGUCACCCAUAGAUUCCCUUUCAAGGACGCCGUUGCUGCCUUCCAGGCUACGAGGAAUGGAAAAACAGGAGACGGAAAGAUGUUGAUCAAAGCGAUCAUAUCAGGCCCCGAUGUCCCUGUUGAUGCCGUCUAAGGAAGUAAAAAAAAUGGUGGGAAGUUUGGAUACGGGGUGAAGAAUGAAAUCGUCUGACGAAGUAGUCUCUCGAUGUAUUACUACUUGUCCUCGGAUGUUGUGCUAUUUGCUUGUCGCGGACAGCGUACUCUGGAUAUUCUCAAACCACAUUCUAUCUCUUUUCUCC